ACCGGGCGUUUUGGUCGCGACUCCAGAAAGUUCGCCCGACCGGGCGUUUUGGCGACUUAAAAUCGCCCGGUCGGGCGAUGUGUUCUGCGAAGAUUGAAUUGCUAUUAUUUCCGCCCCGGGUAUAAAAAGAGACCUAGGUUUUCGAUCUCAACACAUCAUACACGCCCAACAACAGUUCUUGAAGGUUUUGAGAGCUGAUUUGUGAGACAAGGAGUCCCAAUCUUCAACAAGAUUGAAGACGAAGACUAAUUGCCAUUCAAUCCAUCCUUGGGAGUAUUUUCAUUGGUUGUAUGCACACACGCUCUAGGGGUCUACCUUUAGAGCCUAUUGAUCUUGAGAUCGAAGCAUCCAACAGGAGGAGAAACGCUUUGAGAAGGCUAAAUCAAAGGAUCCGAGUCUCUUCUCCGGUCCAGAGACAAUCACCUUCACUGGUUCAAGAAUCACCGACACCUACUCCGUCACCAGUUCACUCCCCUAUUCAGUUUGAGCCACAUUCUCCUAUUCUGAUGGAGAACGUAGAGGGGAAUGAUGUUCCACCACCUCCUCCAACGAAUGCUCAGCUUCAACAACAACUCGAAGACCUGCAAAGGCAGUUAGAUCAAAGGCAAAAUGUGGUACCUGUCCAAAACAUGUAUGCCUAUCAUGGAGUGGCACACCCAACCGUUGGCAACAAUGUUAAUGCCAACACAUUUGAACUCAGGAGAGGAUUACUUCAGAUGGCUGAGAACAACGCUUUUAGCGGCCGACCCACAGAGGAUCUGAACAAGCACCUCACUAAAUUCAUCCAGAUCUGCAACACGACGAAGAUUAAUGGAGUCACAGAUGAACAGAUCAGAUUAAGGGUGUUCCCUUUUGCUCUGGAGGAUGAUGCCAAGGAUUGGUUAGACAGUAUGGAGCCAAACUCCAUUCGCACGUGGGAGGCCAUGGUUGAAAAGUUCUUAGAAAAAUACUACCCACCGAGUGAGGCAUUGAAGAGGCAGUCAGAGAUCAUUUCGUUUGAGAUGACUCCCCAAGAGAGUAUCCGAGGAGCUUGGGAAAGAUUCAAAGGAUUGAUGAAGAGGUGCCCCAACCAUGGGUUGAAUCCGACGCAUCAAGUCCUAGCAUUCUAUAGGGGGUGCCUGCCUGAAGCAAAGCGGGAACUAAAUUUGAGCGCAGGGGGAUCACUGCUAAAGAAGGGAGAAGCAGAGGCCAUGGAGGUGAUUGAGAAAGUGACCUCUAAUGAUGAAGGCUGGAACAACGAGAGGAGUAGAGUGCACAGGGUAGCCUCUGCCACAGAGAGCAACCAUAUAGACAACAUGUAUAAACAGAUGGAGCUCCUCCACAAGAAGAUAGAUCUCAUGGGGAUGGGACCAGCUAUACAGGAGCAGAAAGAGGGUGUAGAGGAUGUUAACUACAUACACCAAGGGGGCAAUAGCUACUAUAACAACUCCCGCCCUAAUCAAGGGGGUGGAGGUUACAACCAUUCCGGGAAUAAGGUGCAUCCAAAUCUAUCGUAUGGGAAUCCCAACAAUUCCCUGCAACCACCACCGGGGUUCACAGUUUCUCAAGGGAUGAUCACUGAGCUGCAAAAGAAAAGUUCAGAGGAUAUACUAAAUGAGUUCAUGAUACAGUCACAUAAGAACAUGGUGCAUACCAAUCAAAGGCUAGAGAAGGUUGAGAAUGAUGUCCACAGCAUGACAGUUCAUAUGAAGAGCCUAGAGACUCAGAUAAGCCAGAUUGCUCAAGCUGUGAGCAGUCAGCACAAGCCAGGGCAGUUCCCAGGACAGCCAAAUGUGAACCCCAAGGAUUGCAAGGCAAUCUACUUAAGGAGUGGGACAAGCUAUGAGAGUCCUCCUAUGCCCGAAGUGGAAGCUAAGGAAGCAGCCGACGAGAAAGAAGAAGAGAAGAUUGAGGUGGAAUCGCCUCCUAUGCAACCCGAGGUACAACCCGAGGCAAUUGUUUCCCCCACGCCGAAAGAGGUUAAAAUUCAUUUUCCUCAAGUGGUGCAAAAGAAGAAGUUGGACGAGAAGCUUGUUAAGUUCCUUGAAAUCUUCAAGAGAGUGCAUCUCAAUAUUCCUCUUAUUGAGGCUCUCCAACAAAUGCCUGGCUACCUCAAGUUUUUGAAAGAAAUUGUAUCCAAGAAGAAGAGGUUGGUUGAUUAUGAAACCGUGAAUUUGACCGAGAAUUGUAGUGCAAUCAUCCAACAAAAGAUGCCGGCAAAGAUGAAAGAUCCGGGGAGCUUCAACAUUUCUUGUGUGAUCGGGAAUGAUAGGCAAACUAAGGCAUUAUGUGACUUGGGGGCAAGCAUAAAUCUCAUGCCUUUAAGCUUCUUCCGGAAGUUGAAGUUUGGUGUCUUGAAGCCAACUACAUUUACCCUUCAAAUGGCGGAUAAAUCUGUCAAGUACCCGAAUGGACUCCUUGAGAAUGUAUUAGUAAGGGUGAAUGAUUUUAUCUUCCCCAUGGAUUUUGUUGUUUUGGACAUGAAGGAGGAUCCAAAUGUCCCUCUCAUCCUUGGAAGACCAUUCCUAGCAACUGGAAAAGCUCUAAUUGACGUCACUAAGAGAGAACUCACCCUUAGGCAUGGAAACAAGACGGUCAUUCUCUCCUUGUUGGACAAGAUGAAACGUCAUGAAGUGGAAGAGUCCAAGAGAGUGGAAGAGGUGCCCUUAAAAGUUGAAGAGUGCAAGAUGAUACAAGCGGCACAUGUAAGGGCUAGGGAUCCUUUGGAGGAAAUAUUUAUGCCUGAAUGGUUGUUUGAAGAUGAACAUGGAUUGGGGGGUAAAAAAAUGAAGGUUGCCAAAGUGGAAAUUGGAAUACCUAAAGAAGAUGUUGUUGGGGCCGAUGUGAAGCUCACUUGGUGGAAAAAGCGUCUACACAAGCUCUACUUGGCCGCUAAAGCGAAGAAGGGCCCCGAUGACAUUAUCCGAGUGAGAUUGAAUCAUUAAGUGAAAGCUUGAAGACCGUCGGGCAAACGACGUUAAACAGUUGCGCUAUGGGGGAGGCAACCCCUAGUAGGUAAAUUUUUUAUUUUUGUGUGUUUUGGUGUGUUUUUGUUUUGUUCUCGUUUUGGUGUGUUUUGUGUUUUCUUUGUGUUUUGAGUGGAACAGGGAAAUAGGCUUCGAUGGGUGAAAAACGACAUCAAUGUCCGUGGCCAGUGGCGCCUCUUCCUCGGCAGUGAAGGUACAUGAGAGAUCCACUAUCUUUCAAACUUAUCCCAGCUUUGCUUGGAAUAAGUUUGGGGGGGUGUCUAGUGGAUUUCUUCUUUUACCUCUCUCGAUUAGUGAAGUUUUCCUUGUGUGUGCUUUGUUAGUUUGUGUUGUUUCUUUUUGUAUACUUCCUUGGGUGAAAUUGAAUGGGAAGUUGGAGACAUUUGGAGAUGAAUUAAGUAGGUUUGUUGGAUGAAUUGCCUAUGAUGAGAACUUGCGUAAAAUGUUUGUGAAAACUUGUUGAUUUAGCUAAGUAACUCGUAUUUCCUUUUUGUGAUUUGCCUAGAGUGAAUUGCUCGUUGCUUUGUCAUAUGCCGAAAAAUACCAUGUGAGAAUUGAGCCAAUAUCUUUUUCCAAAAAUGUGUGAUUUUUCAUCAACUAUGUUAUAUGUUUCUAGAACUUGCUCGCGGUCUUCUUGAGUCUGCAUAGUGAUUAUAGGAAUAGGAGAGGACGUUAGGCCAUCCUUCUUAGCUACUUUUGAUAUCCACAUUUAUGACCUUAUUCAAUAUAUUUUUCCCUAGCUAGCCACUUUGAGCCUUUAAAGCCUUUUUCUUUGGAAGCUAAAUAAAAGGGAAUAUCCAUACACUCUUGGUGAAUUUUAGUUUAUAUUUUGUGAAAAGAGUUGGAGAGAUAAGGUAGAAAGAGAAGUAGCGCGUUUACUUGUAAAAAGUGCAUAGACAUCUUUGUUUGAAUGAAAGGAUUGGUUGUGCAUAAAAAAAAAGGGAAAGGAUGUAUAAAAAAAAAGAUCUUGAAAAGAAAAAAAUUAAAGGAACUGGGAAGUGAGAAGAAAUCUUGACAAAGUCUAGAAUUUACUGAGAUUCGAAUGGUUGGUGGGGUACUAAGUUUGAUGUAGUGAAAUUGAUCACUUUUGCUAUAAUUGGGUUUAGUCACUUUUUAGCCAAAUAUUUCCUCACCUUACCAAAGAGCCUUACAUUACAACCUUUAGAAAAGACCUUUCGGAUCCUAAAUCUGUAGUCACAACAUAGCAGAGGAGAGUCUAGACUUCGAGCAAGCUUAUGGUAAGCUAUACAUUUUUGAUUGAUUUGAGAGGUCCAUUUUAUACAUAUACACUUUGAGAGUGAGAGAAAGAAAAAAAAUUUAUCACACUAUAUAUCCUGUGAGGGCAAAUUGACAAAGUGGAAUACGUGCUAGUAGCAUGAAGCAAUGUUCAUUUUGGUGUACUAGUUUGCGAAGUUAUUGAUGCAUGAUAAUUCUGUUUUCUUUUACUGAGGCAGUGAUGACAAUCCAACAUAC
Molecule: messenger RNA, 4439 nt
Organism: Salvia splendens (bonfire salvia)
Lineage: Eukaryota; Viridiplantae; Streptophyta; Magnoliopsida; Lamiales; Lamiaceae
Exons: 2
Coding region: 291-2924 (877 amino acids)
Source: RefSeq, a predicted model, not a curated record